AUGUUUGCACAAAGUACGAUCGAUUACUCUCAGUACACGUUGGAUGUCCUCAUUCCAUUCUGGAACCACCCAUCAGCGGUUAUCGACACAGGAACUUGUGGUUUGAUCGUUUCGGCUGCUGAAUUCCCCAACUGGACCCCAGAGCUCGCCGAAAAACAUCCUGUCGGCUUCGAAUACUUAUCAAGCAGCAAAAAACUCUACGUUGGGAGGUGGAUUCCAAGCGAUAUUGUAUUCCUUCAAGCGGAAGUAGCAACCUCUGUUCCCAUUCUAGUUGUAUCUAAACGGUACGUCUGUUCUGGCUACAACUCCACCAGGGAUGGCCCCAAUUGCACCUCGCCAACGGAGACUAUCGACAUGCCUACAAAGAUCUCUCUCCUCGGCGUCGGGUUCGGUCGCCAAUUCGAUGGGCAGCUGCAAGGCAACCCGGACAAAAACCCAUUUCUUAACGUUGUCAGCAUUCGUGGUACUCCCAUCAAUGCAACCAGUCAUUUUCGUACCGGGUACAAGAUCUCCAAGGAAGGAAUCACCCUAGGCCUCACAGCAAAUAAUACUGCCGGCUUCCGAUUCAUUGACUUGGACGAAGGUGUGACCGAGGACCCACGAGACUGGGCACCAGUUCCAGCGUCUAUCCGUGUUGGAACGGUGCCAUUUGUGAGUGACAACACGACUGCGCUGAUGGAUACUGGGAUUGACCAAAUGUAUUUGACCGUACCACCUUGGAUGCCGGUUGAAACACACAUUGAGCAAAGUCGGAGCACUGGCGCGAAUGUCAGUGUCCUUGACGCUGGGCAGGUAGUCGAAGUGCAGUAUGGGCAACCUGGUAGAAAUCCCGCGGGGUACAGUUUCAAAGUCGGGGAUAUGGAUUCAGUAGAGACAGGGGUGACACCACCACAGGUGAUUGUGACUAGGUCUUCAACUAAGAAGCCCUUUGUCAAUACCGGAAGGCAUUUCUUUAGAGCAUUUGAGAUCAUUUUUGACGCAGCUGGAGGGAGAUAUGGUUUCAAAGCUACUAGCUAA
Molecule: messenger RNA, 1017 nt
Organism: Lachnellula hyalina
Lineage: Eukaryota; Fungi; Ascomycota; Leotiomycetes; Helotiales; Lachnaceae
Exons: 2
Coding region: 1-1017 (338 amino acids)
Source: RefSeq, a predicted model, not a curated record